Messenger RNA from Xenia sp. Carnegie-2017, 1331 nucleotides. Its product is annotated as coagulation factor V-like. The transcript is spliced from 5 exons. The record is from RefSeq and is a predicted model, not a curated record. NCBI's taxonomy places the organism in Eukaryota, Metazoa, Cnidaria, Anthozoa, Malacalcyonacea, Xeniidae. The coding region runs from base 263 to 1090 and encodes 275 amino acids.
UAUAAUGAAAAGAUUUAUGUUAAUUUCAUGUUCUGUUGAGCAUCGGCACUUCGAUAUACUCUCAAAACAUGGCCGCGUUGACGUCACAUGCAAACACCCUUUACUGAUGUGUAAACAGACCGUUAAUAAUUAAUAUGCAUAUACGUAAGACUUUUGCAGCUUUUUAAGAUUUGCAGCUGUGGUAUAUAAAUACUAUGAGCGCUUUCUAGUUCAUUUAUGUAAUGCACUUCUCACCUUAAGUUGAUUUAUUUUUUCUUUCGAUAUGUUCACUAUUUUGUCGGUAUAUUUCAUUUUAAUCUCAAAUCCAUUAAUCACACUUGCCAUGGAAAAAAAUAUUGGUGAUUACGAGAUGAUACAAUUGCGUUUGCUCCAAAAAGGGACAUGUCCACUAUUUCAAGAUAUCCUGUUUGAGACAUCGUAUCCAUCAAUACUUUCAUGUUCAUUGAAAUGCUUACAAGAGCCAUUCUGCGUUGGAAUCAAUUUUUGGGAAGGUGCAAUGACAAAAAAUAAAAAUUGUCAGUUAACUAGUAAACAACCACAGAAAAAUGCAAGUUGUGGUGAUAUCGAGUGGAGCAUUUAUAAAUUGAUUAAUCCACAAAGAAAGGCUAUACAUCACGAAACAAAGAUUAUAGAAGAAGAAGGAGAUUGCAAAUUUCCACAGCCAUUGGGAAUGGAAAAUGGCAAAAUUCCUAAUGAUGCGAUUACAGCGUCCUCUAUUUGGUCCUCUUUUUACGAAGCCCGAUUUGGUCGAUUAAGAAACAAUAAAUGCUGGUCACCAUCUGUCAGCUCCAACUCAUGGCAUCAAGUUGACUUUGGUAAAGUUACAUUUGUAACCAGCGUUGCUACUCAAGGUGCAAGUUAUAAAAGUAAUAAAUGGAUAAGAACCUACUCGAUUUCAUACAGCAAUAAUGGCACAACAUGGUCAGAUUAUUACGAAAAUGGAUCUAUAAAGAUUUUUCAAGGCAACAGUGAUCAUUUUGGGAUAGUCAAUAAUUCUUUUUUGUCACCAAUCAAGUGUCGCUACGUGCGUUUCUUACCAAAAACAUUUAGUUUCUUUCCUGUGUUAAGGAUCGAAUAUUAUGGCUGUUGAGUGUAAUAAAACUUUUUAAAUGGAAUAUGAAAUUAAUACUCACCAAAUUAUUCAUAGCUAGAAAAGCACAUAAAUAAACGAGACCCAAGGUUGAGGUUUGCACCUGCUUGAGACUUCUCACAAAUGUCUUCGAAGUUUUGCAUGAAAUAGUGCAAACACAAAAAAUAUCUUUUACUUCUUUUUUAAGAUAACACUAAUGCAAAACAUACAAAUUUAAAAUAAACAUUUAAAUUUUUCAUUU